This is a messenger RNA of Halichondria panicea, 1269 nucleotides long. RefSeq names its product uroporphyrinogen decarboxylase-like. The transcript has 6 exons. Gene Ontology annotation, cellular component: cytosol. Lineage: Eukaryota; Metazoa; Porifera; Demospongiae; Suberitida; Halichondriidae. Bases 77 to 1162 code for a protein of 361 amino acids. Gene Ontology annotation, molecular function: uroporphyrinogen decarboxylase activity. Gene Ontology annotation, biological process: heme biosynthetic process. The record is from RefSeq and is a predicted model, not a curated record.
ACCCACAAAAAGUGUGCGCUUUUUAGAAACUCCAGUGCCAUUACUGUAAGACACAGCUGAUUUAGAUCUGCAAGAAAUGGCUACUCAGAAUACUUUCCCAGCGCUCAAGAAUGAUCUGAUCUUGAGGGCAGCUCGUGGAGAUCGUGUAGAGAAGACUCCAGUGUGGGUCAUGAGACAGGCUGGAAGAUAUCUUCCUGAGUUUAGAGAAUUUCGUAAGCAGCAUGAUUUCUUCACCAUUUGCCGCACUCCUGAGCUAGCCUGUGAAGUAACCCUACAGCCAAUACGAAGGUUUGAUCUAGACGCAGCCAUCAUCUUCAGUGACAUCCUAGUCAUCCCUCAGGCCAUGGGUCUAACUGUGGAGAUGGUCCCUGGCAAGGGACCUCACUUUCCUCAGCCGCUACAGACGCCCUCUGAUCUAGCUCGUCUCAAACUACCAGUGGAUGUGAACCAAGAGUUGGGCUACGUAUUCAAAGCAAUCACACUCACAAGACAGAAACUAGAGGGGAAAGUCCCAUUGAUUGGGUUCUGUGGAGCACCAUGGACUCUGAUGUCCUACAUGAUUGAGGGAGGUGGUAGUCCUACUCUGAGUAAGUCCAAGGCCUGGCUGUAUGCUCAUCCUGACGCUAGUCAUCAGCUGCUCCAAUCCAUCACGGACGUGUGUAUCGAGUACCUAGAGGGACAGGUGGCUGCUGGAGCACAGCUGCUGCAAGUGUUUGAAUCUCAUGCUGGACUCCUCGGGAGAGAACAGUUCCUGCAAUUUUCAUUGCCUUAUCUGAAGCAGAUUGCCAGCAAACUCAAGGCUAAUCUUCAAGCAAAGAACCUCCCCAUAGUACCAAUUAUUGUAUUUGCUAAGGGAGCUCACUACGCUCUCAAGGAGCUCUCUGACACUGAGUAUGAUGUGGUUGGUUUGGAUUGGACUAUGGAGCCAAGAGAAGCAAGGCAUUGUGUAGGGGAGACAGUCACACUGCAGGGCAAUUUGGACCCCUGUGCUCUGUACUCACCCAAAGAGGACAUACGAGCAGCUGUUAAGAAGAUGGCAGAGGGCUUUGGUAGCCAGCGCUGGAUAGCAAACCUUGGCCAUGGGAUAUACCCAGACAUGAAUCCUGAACACCUCAGAACUUUCAUAGAUAGUGUACAUGAGUUUACCCAACAAGAAAACUGAUCAGUUUUAGAACUUUAUUGUGAUAAUGAAAUCAAAUACAUGUAUCAGAAAAACAUUAAAUAAUACAAAAACAACGUAUACAAAAACAACAUUAAUUUUGACAAUGA